This is a messenger RNA of Oncorhynchus nerka (sockeye salmon), 3061 nucleotides long. Its product is annotated as B-cell receptor CD22-like. Bases 150 to 2654 code for a protein of 834 amino acids. The record is from RefSeq and is a predicted model, not a curated record. The transcript is spliced from 14 exons. NCBI's taxonomy places the organism in Eukaryota, Metazoa, Chordata, Actinopteri, Salmoniformes, Salmonidae.
AUUGUUUUCUUUCACACCUCACUGAGUGAAGCUUAUCUGUGGUUUUCAUUCACACUCAACCAAAGAGUAUCUAUGUCUCAACUCAGCAACUAUGGAACAAAGUGUUAGUGUGAGUCAAAAGACCUUGAACUUAAUGUAACGUCCUUGUGAUGUCUAACUGUGUUUCAGUGGUACUGAGUCAGAAAGGCUGGAGUGUUACCUACACCACUCAGAGUAUCUGUACCUUGAAGGGGUCAACAGUGGAGAUGUCCUGCUCUUACACAUAUCCCAGUUGGCAUAAAGUCACAACAACCUUCUGGUUCACUAAAAAGUAUGAUGUGGAGAUUUAUGUGAGUCUGAGAAAGGACACAGACUACAAAGGUCGUGUGACGUACCGUAGUGAUAAGACGAAUGGACACACCCUGACAAUCACAGACCUGAGAGAAAGUGACUCAACUGAGUACAAAUUCAGAUUUAUAACAGAUCAGACCAGAGGGAAAUAUACUGGUGAUCCUGGAGUCACUUUGUCUGUUACAGGUCUUCAGGUGAAGGUGACUGGUGGACAUCAGGAUAAGACACUGACCUGUAGCACCACCUGUACUCUGACUGACAACCCCACCUACAUCUGGUACAAGAAUGGACAACAUCUAGAUGAGAGCACCUCCCCCCAGUACAAAGACUCAGUCUCCAGUAACUAUGAAGACAGUUACUCCUGUGCUGUAAAAGGCCAUGAGAAUCUCCUCUCUCCUGCAAUUUGUCAGAAGUGUUGGAGUGUGACUUACACCCAUCAGAGUAUCUGUGCCUUGAAGGGGUCAACAGUGAACAUAUCCUGCUCUUACACAUAUCCCAGUUAUCAUGAGAUCAAACAAGCUUUCUGGUUUACUAAAUGGUCUGGUAUGGAGGCUGAAGAUCUGAGCUCAGCACCAGGGUAUGAGGGUCAUAUAGAGAACCUUGGGGAUAAAGAAAAUGAUAAGAUGAAUGGACACACCCUGACAAUCACAGACCUGAGAGAGAGUGACUCAGCUACGUACAUGUUCAGAUUUACAGAUCAGACUGGGAAAUGGAGAUAUUUUGGCAAACCUGGAGUCACUCUGUCUGUCACAGGUCUUCAGGUGAAGGUGACUGGUAAGACACUGACCUGUAGCACCACCUGUACUCUGACUGACAACCCCACCUACAUCUGGUACAAGAACGGACACAAAGUGAAGGAGGAUACUUCCAUACUGGACUCAGACUCUUUUAGUGAUGCAGACAGCUACUCCUGUGCUGUAAAAGGCCAUGAGGAUCUCCUCUCUCCUGCAGAGUGGAUUAUAUUGUCUUCUUGUCUUUCAGGUCAGAAGUGUUGGAGUGUGACUUACACCCAUCAGAGUAUCUGUGCCUUGAAGGGGUCAACAGUGGACAUAUCCUGCUCUUACACAUAUCCCAGUUAUCAUGAGAUCAAACAAGCUUUCUGGUUUACUAAAUGGUCUGGUAUGGAUGCUGAAGAUCUGAGCUCAGUGCCAGGGUAUGAGGGUCAUAUAGAGUACCUUGGGGAUAAGGAGAGUGACUGUACCCUGAGAAUCACAGACCUGAGAUUGAGUGACUCUGCAGGGUACAGGUUCAGAUUCAUAACAUCUGGAGACAAGUUUUCUGGCUCACCUGUCUCCCUGACUGUCUCAGAUCUUCAGGUAAAGAUGACAACUUCACUGUUUUCAAGAUGGGUGACUCUGAACUGUGGCACGUGUACUCUGACUGACAACCCCACCUACAUCUGGUACAAGAACGGACACAAAGUAAAGGAGGAUACUUCCAGACUGUACUCAGACUACAUUAGUGAUGCAGACAGUUACUCCUGUGCUGUAAAAGGCCAUGAGGGUCUCCACUCUCCUGAAGAGACUCUCACUGUCAGAUAUGGCCAAAGCAACACCUCAGUGUCAGUCAGUCCCUCUGGUGAAAUAGUGGAGGGCAGUUCAGUGACUCUGACCUGCAGCAUUGAUGCCAACCCACCUGUGGACAAAUACACCUGGUACAAGGUAACAUACAAGAACAUGUCAAUGAGACAUUCUGGACAGAGUUACACCAUCCAUAACAUCAGCUCUGAGGACAGAGGAGAAUAUUACUGUGAGGCUGAGAAUGAAGUUGGAGCCAAGAUAUCAAAGCUUGUUCCUGUAAAUGUUUUGUAUAAACCAAGGAACACCUCAGUGUCAGUCAGUCCCUCUGGUGAAAUAGUGGGCAGUUCAGUGACUCUGACCUGCAGCAGUGAUGCCAACCCACCUGUGGACAAAUACACCUGGUACAAGAGGAACGUAACCUCACCAAAAGCAUCAGGACAGAGUUACACCAUCCAUAACAUCAUCUCUGAGGACAGAGAGGGAUACUACUGUGAGGCUCUGAACAUUAUAGGGAGAGAGACUAUCCCUGUCCAUAUUAAUGUUACAUAUCCUGCAGCAGUGUUUUCCUGGGUUCCUGUGAUGGGGGUGGGGGCUGUCCUGACUGCUGGAGCUCUGCUACUCACCAUCUACUGCUAUAUGAAGAGGAGAUCCACAGGAGGAAGUGAUGCCACAGCAGACACACUGAGUUUCCAUCCUGAUCCUAACAGUGAGACGUACACAGCUCUGAACAUGAAGACCAGGUCACCAGAGUACGACACCCUGGCGAAUGUGAGGGACUCCCCAGUGACACAGCCCCUCAAAUAGACACUUAGCCCUCCAAUUAUGAAAACUUCAGAGAACCAUCACAGAACCUGGACUGAAGAGAACCACCACAUAACCUGGAUUGAAGAGCUACAGCAUCAAACCAAAGCUAGGCCUCACAAUGCUAUUCACGUACUAUCAUAUUGCUUUCUUAUCUAUUAGGUUUUCCAGACAAUGACCUUUAACUUCUGAGUGAAUGCUGGAAUUUAGAUUGUUCUCCUAAUGAUAAAUACAGUAUGUGUAUAGAUGAUCAAUACAGUAUGUGUCUAGAUGAUCAAUACAGUAUGUAUAUAGAUGAUCAAUACAGUAUGUGUAUAGAUGAUAAAUACAGUAUGUAUAUAGAUGAUAUAUACAGUAUGUAUAUAGAUGAUCAAUACAGUAUGUAUAUAGAUGAUAAAUACAGUAUGUAU